AUGUCAUCCGACGGCAGUGUACGAACCUCCAGCGCGGCCAAGUCCAAACAAGAAAGAAUUCGCGAUAACCAGAGGCGUAGUCGCGCUCGCCGCCAGGAAUACCUGGCUGAGCUUGAAAGGCGAUUGAGCGAGUGCAACAUUACUUCUCGAGAGGCUGAAUUGCAGCGAACUGCUAUCGUGGAUCUCCAAUCUGAAAAUUCUCGCCUGAGAGCAUUACUUGAUUUCGCAGGCGUGAGUCCUGAAGUCGUUGACAGUUUCGGUCGCGAAGCCAACCAACAAAACCGAACGUAUCCACCGACAGCCUCGCUUCGACAUUUAAAACCCAAAUACGCUUCUCCAGACUUUGCCAUAGGUCAAAGCAGCCUCACGGGAUCAUACCAGGAGCAAAGUCCUAGUCCGACUGUCCAACCUCCUACACAACUGGGGUAUCCAACAGUUCGUAAUACAUCCGAGACCUACGCGAUACUCCCAGAUCAAGCCUCAUACAGCGCCCUCGGGUCAUCAACACCAGUUCCCAGAACACACCAUCAACCUAGCAGUGCCCUACAUUCAACUACCUAUGAAUGGCUCGAUAAUUCUAAUACUGGGGGGAUUCCCACACCCAAUGAAGGCACCUUCAACAAUUCAUAUCAAGCACCCCCAAGGGAAAAUCAUUUCUACGAGCCUCUCCAUACUCUAAGUCCUCUCUCCAAAGCUAUGCUGGAUCGAUAUAGCCCUAAUCCUGCCGAAAUGGAGGAAAUCAGAAGACGAAUCUCAAUGGCGUAUGGACAUCCUAAGGCAUUGUCCCAUGAAUUUCAAGUCCAUGAUCAUGUUCUUCUGCAGAUUCUCAACGACAUGAAUGCAAAAGCUCCGGAACAAUGA
Messenger RNA from Exophiala bonariae, 861 nucleotides. RefSeq lists its product as uncharacterized. Bases 1 to 861 code for a protein of 286 amino acids. The record is from RefSeq and is a predicted model, not a curated record. The transcript has a single exon. NCBI's taxonomy places the organism in Eukaryota, Fungi, Ascomycota, Eurotiomycetes, Chaetothyriales, Herpotrichiellaceae.